Molecule: messenger RNA, 210 nt
Organism: Arabis nemorensis
Lineage: Eukaryota; Viridiplantae; Streptophyta; Magnoliopsida; Brassicales; Brassicaceae
Source: the annotation of a GenBank genome assembly
AUGGAUGGUGAAACAGAAGAAGAGCUAGCACCAAGAUGUCGUCUCUUUGAUCCUCACGUCCUUUCUCGUCGAGACAAUCCCCGUCCUUCACUAUGCUUUCGAUGUGGACCAAUCGGUGAGAAUGAUGAGGAUCUUGACUGGAAUAAGUGGCACUACUAUUGUGAUGUAUGCAAGAUCGUGCUCCAUGAAUGUUGUUACUUCGCCCCAUAA